AUAUACGCAGCACAAAAAACAACGCUUUUCAUGUCGUCUCGGAGUUCUGCUGGGUGGUGGCGAAACUAGCAAUGGCCAAUUUACACCGUCGACUCGUCGGCCCACAGUCGGCGGCGCCAGUGGGGAUUGGCGGCCGAGAAAACGACUUCAAUGAUAGCCAGACGAGGUUCGACACCAACGCGGUGAUUGUAAUGAUGGCAUUACUGAGCACACUCAUAUGCGUAUUCGGAUUGAUCUCGUUCCUGCGCUGCGUGCGGCGUUGCCGGGGGAGAUUUUCCGUAGACACGGCGGAGCCAGCGUCGCCGCAUCUGGCGGCGACCGGCCUCAAAAGGGGAGAUCUGCGGCGGCUCCCGGCGGCGGUUUACGGGUCCGGAUUGAGGAUUUCGGCCACCGAAUGCCCAAUUUGCUUGGGGGAAUUCGUGGAGGGGGAAAAGGUUCGGGUGCUUCCGAAAUGCAGUCAUGGAUUCCAUAUGAAGUGCAUAGACAGAUGGCUUCUCUCCCACUCUACCUGCCCAAAUUGCCGCCGCUCGUUGCUGGAUAGGACGAAUUCCAGCGCGGUGGCAGCCGGUUGGCAGGGUGCUCAGGCCGGUGAUUGUUGAGGGGGGAAGUUAAUUUUCUGGGAGCAUUCGAAAUUUUCUUGCCCGAGGUCGAUUUUCUCGGGAAAACGGAGUUGUAGUUUCAGAUCCCGUGGAAUAGAGAAGAGAAAUCUGAUACGAAUUUCUUGGGCUGGAGAAAUGAAGUGAAUCCACGGGGCUAAUUUUGAUAGAUCAUUGCCUGGAAUCAAAAAAAAUUGAAGUGUACUGUUUAGUGGAUCGAUUUUCACUUUGAGAGCAACGAUGUAAAUUUGUAAGGUUUGAAAGAAUUUAAACACAGGUAUUAGUAGUUAAAACAGCUAUAUUACUAUAAAAUUACAUUUUAAUUUGACUUUAAUUAUGGUGACAUUAUAUUGCUUAAAUUUUGUG
Molecule: messenger RNA, 962 nt
Organism: Diospyros lotus (date-plum)
Lineage: Eukaryota; Viridiplantae; Streptophyta; Magnoliopsida; Ericales; Ebenaceae
Product: RING-H2 finger protein ATL74-like
Exons: 1
Coding region: 72-599 (175 amino acids)
Biological process (GO): protein ubiquitination
Molecular function (GO): transferase activity
Source: RefSeq, a predicted model, not a curated record